Messenger RNA from Lactuca virosa, 1749 nucleotides. Lineage: Eukaryota; Viridiplantae; Streptophyta; Magnoliopsida; Asterales; Asteraceae. The record is from the annotation of a GenBank genome assembly.
AUGGAUAGACUUACAAAAUGCCCAGCAAACUAUGUGCCUCUCACCCCUCUAACUUUUAUCAAGAGAGCUGCCAUAGUUUACACCAACCGGACCUCUGUUAUCUACGCUGGAGUCCGCUUUACUUGGCGCCAAACCUACCAACGCUGCUGCCGUUUCGCCUCCUCCCUCCGAUCCCUCAACAUUGUCAAGAACGAUGUUAUAUCAGUGUUGGCACCAAAUGUACCUGCGUUAUAUGAGAUGCAUUUUGCAGUGCCCAUGGCUGGAGCUGUACUUAACGCAAUCAACACAAGGCUAGAUGCCAAAAAUAUAGCCACUAUUCUUCACCACUCCGAAGCGAAGGUCUUCUUUGUAGACUACCAGUACGUUCCGUUGGCUUCAGAGGCCGUCCGUUUGCUUGUGGCGGAUUUAGAACACACGUCUGCAGCCAAUUACGCAAUGCCAUUGGUCAUCGUGAUUGAUGACAUUCACAAGCCCACGGGCGUCCGUCUUGGAAAGCUGGAGUACGAGCAACUCAUCCACCAUGGUGACCCCAGGUACUUUGGUGAAGAAGUCGAGAAUGAAUGGGACUCGAUCGCGUUGAACUACACAUCAGGGACGACUUCAGCACCAAAGGGGGUGGUUUAUAGCCACCGUGGUGCUUUUUUGAGCACGAUGAGUUUGAUUCAAGGUUGGGAGAUGAGUACUGAACCGGUUUACAUGUGGUCGCUUCCCAUGUUUCACUGCAAUGGCUGGACUUUCACAUGGGGGGUGGCUGCAAGAGGCGGAACCAACGUCUGCAUACGCAACACCUCCGCCAGCGAAAUGUACCAAGCUAUCUCCCAGCACAAAGUUACUCAUAUGUGUUGUGCACCUAUAGUCUUUAACAUUCUUCUCGAAGCAAAGCCUAAUGAGCGUCGUGAAAUAACCUCCAACGUCAACAUACUCACCGGAGGGGCGCCUCCGCCUCCUUGCCUCUUGGAGAAGAUGGAGAAUCUUGGAUUCAAUGUCAUGCAUGCCUACGGCCUUACGGAGGCUACCGGACCUGCACUCAUCUGUGAGUGGCAGACGAAGUGGAAUCAACUUUCUCAAGACCACCAAGCGAAAUUGAAGUCCCGUCAAGGUGUCGGGAUCCUAACACUUUCCGACGUCGACGUGAAGAUCAAGGAAACAAUGGAGAGUGUUCCAAGCGACGGGAAGACAAUGGGAGAGAUCGUUCUCCGAGGAAGCAGCAUCAUGAAAGGGUACUUAAAAGACGAAAAGGAGACUGAGAAAGCUUUCCACAAAGGAUGGUUUUUCACGGGGGACGUUGGGGUUAUUCAUCCCGAUGGGUAUCUAGAAAUCAAAGACCGGUCAAAAGACGUGAUCAUUUCCGGUGGAGAAAACAUUAGCAGCGUAGAACUCGAGUCUGUUCUAUUCAAACACCCAACCAUACUUGAAGCUGCGGUUGUUGCAAUGCCCCAUCCAAGAUGGGGAGAAAGCCCUUGCGCUUUUGUUGUCUUGAAAACGACAACAGAAAACGUAACAGAAGACGAGAUCUUAAAACACUGCCGGAAAAAUAUGCCGAAGUUUAUGGUCCCAAAGAAGGUGGACUUCUUAAAAGAGUUGCCAAAAACAGGAACUGGUAAAAUCCAAAAGGUGGAGCUUAGAAAAAUUGCAGCUUCAUUUGUGAUUUCUACAAAAACAAACAAGUCGUCCAUAAAUAAAGUCCACAGGGAUCAAACUUGGUACCACCAAGAUGAAGAAAAAGUUCUUGCAAUGUCUCGUCUUUAA